Molecule: messenger RNA, 2694 nt
Organism: Pollicipes pollicipes
Lineage: Eukaryota; Metazoa; Arthropoda; Thecostraca; Pollicipedomorpha; Pollicipedidae
Exons: 4
Coding region: 44-385 (113 amino acids)
Source: RefSeq, a predicted model, not a curated record
GUCGGCGCCCGGCCCCGGCCACGGCUCGACCGGCGCAGCAGUGAUGACGAGUUCGAUGAGCGGCGGCCAGCGGACGGUGCUGACGCUGCCGGCCCGCACCACCCUGGCCCAGCCACGGCCCAUCCACCCAGGAGUCUCGGGCGUGACCCACCUGGUGAGCUCGUCGCUUCCGCGGCUGGUGACCCAGUCAGUAACGCACCUGGUGGCGCCCGCCAGCCAGGCCACCAUGACCGUCCUCGGACAGCCCAAGAUGAAGCCCGGACAGGUGCAGAUGAAGCAGCUGCCCAUGAUCACGCCGUACAUCAGUAGUGCGUCGCAGUCACCGCUCGGCAAGUCGAUGGUGGUGGUGACAGCAGCCGGCCUCGUGCCCGUCUCCAAACACUAGGUCUCCAUGCCGAUCGAGGGCCGAGCUGGCCACGCGCCUGGCGGUCAGAAGUAGAGUCCACGUCCGCCACUGUCGGCGGCGCCGCCCUGGCGGUCAGAAGUAGAGUCCACGUCCGCCACUGUCGGCGGCGCCGCCCUGGCGGUCGGAAAUAGAGCUCACGCCCGUGGUGGGCGCCGCUAGAUGGUAGCGCGGCGGCGCGCCGAGUGGCGUCGGUGUCUGAUGUAGCUGAGUUUGUGGGCGAGCGUGCCGUCCAAGCUGAAGCUGCACCGGCCAGUGUUGGAUUCUCUUCAGUAGACCAGAAGGUAUGGGCCCUCCAAAAGAAGCCUAGUGAGGUGGGGGUUCUCUGGAGGAUCCGUCAGUGGAUCCGUUGACUCUGUAGCGGACAUUUUGGGGGUGUGCGCUCGCCGGCCGAGCUGACGGUGAUGGAUCUGCUAACUCGCGGGCCCCUAGCUGCGGUGGGACCGCCUAUGGCUGGUCCGCCGGUGUGGGACCCUCCCCGUAGGACGACAUCACCUGUAGUUUGACAGUCGCCGGCUGGUGAGGCUGCUGCUCGGCCGUCAACUGGGGAUUGCGUUCGGCCGAGGCAAGUCUUCCUUUCAUGAUUUUGUACAAAAUGUAUUGUUACCAUGGAAUUAAAGAUGUAUGAUCUCGUUGGAUCGGUAUUGGCCCGUUUCUUUGCCGUCAACCCUCACCUGGUAUUUCAAGCCGUACUCAACAUAUCUGGAGAAAUUAUGAACCGAGUGUAAUGGCACCCAAAUCUACGUACGCUUACAGAUACGACACAAUUUGGUGUCACCCCUAUGGCGUUACGUUAAACACAAUGAAUAAGAGGCAUACUUUGUCCUGUUCAGGCUGGCUUCGACUUCCUUGCUUGUGGGCACACUACGUGGAUAGCCUUUGGCCAGUUCCUAGUCUUUUGCGGGCGUCUCCAACUGGAUUUACCUCGAUGCAGGCUAAGCUGCGUCACCUAUUACGGCAUUUAGCAGUGCGUAAUGGUGCUCACCUGUCGUGAUCGCUAAUACAUCAACGUUGUACGUCCGAACGUAUCGGGCGCCCACAUGACUGGAAAGACGGCUGUCAUGUUUUGCUGUCCCGGCGGACGUCUGCGUUCUUUCAAUGCUGCUGACUCGACUGGGCCUCGGAUUCUGAUCAGCGCCCUCCUCUGUCGUCAACUGCCUGACUCCGUCCAAGACUCUCUAAAUCCCAACAAGCACGCUUUCGAAUUUGCUUCCUUCGUUUCCAAGCGGUCCAAUCCUCUAACAGCCCAUGUUCUGAAGGAGAUUUAAGGAAACCGAAAGGCGGCCCGGCCAAGGAGUUCAGCGAACCCCGUAAUCGCAAAAUCCGUAGUCAUUCACAGUAGUUAUUCAGGUGGAGUGCGGCUCGGCCGAGCGCGGGCUGGGAGUGGGUGCGCCGAACGGGCGGUCGGUGGGCGAUGCUUCCCCCGACAACGGCCCGCUCGCGAGUCGGCGGCGCUGGCCGCGUCAUGUCACGCCUAGUACAAUGGCCCUGCCUCUGCGAGCGCCGGGCAUGGGGCGCCGCCGGGGCGCGGGCCGACGUGGGUGGGUGGGGGCUCUGUCCAGGCCCCGCCGUGCUCUUGUUUUCAGCGUCUGUGAUGAAUCUGGCGUGACUAGGCUGCUCGUUUCUGAUGCGUUGCCGUUUGUCUGAUGUUGCGCGGAGGCAGCUUGUCUGCAGCGGCCGCCGGCGACCGGGCCGCCUCCCCCGGGCUCGUGUUGGAGUGUCUGGUUUUACCUGAUCCUGUCCGCCGGCCUCCGGUGUGGGGGCCGGCCCUCCGGCCGACGCCCCAGCGGCGUCGGCGUGUUGCCGUUCGGUUCGGGUUGCGGUGCUCUGUGAUAUCGGGAUGCGUAUGCAGUGGCGGUAGGGUAUGCAAGGCGCCCGCUGUUUCCUCGGUGUGGUUGUUUUGGUUUGUGGUCUCCCCGCCCGCGCCGGGCGCUCCGGUUUCGCUUCUGUUUUGUUCGUUUUAUUGAACCUGUCUCGAAGUGUGCUGGCGAGACUGGCUGGCCGGCACGCGUGGUCCGGUCACCUGCAUGUGAGGAGGCGAUCGGCCGCCAUUGAUUGGCCCUAGACGCGCUGUCGGUGAAGAGGCGUGGCGUCGGCGCGGCCCCAGGGCUGGCGCCCCUCUGCAAUAACCACUAACAGGCCCGGACACUGGGCGUCCCACCGCCUGCCUGGGCGACCUUCGCCGCUGGGCGCACGCCCUCUUUCCUUGUUAGGCAUGAAUUGUAUAUGAUGAAUAUCUAAUGCUGUUCAGUAUAUUGUUGACCGUGUACCCUCAUUGAAAUACAUGUCCA